Chrysochloris asiatica (Cape golden mole) is the source of this 841-nucleotide messenger RNA. RefSeq names its product KDEL (Lys-Asp-Glu-Leu) endoplasmic reticulum protein retention receptor 3 (gene KDELR3). The coding region runs from base 167 to 811 and encodes 214 amino acids. Gene Ontology annotation, biological process: protein retention in ER lumen; endoplasmic reticulum to Golgi vesicle-mediated transport. NCBI's taxonomy places the organism in Eukaryota, Metazoa, Chordata, Mammalia, Afrosoricida, Chrysochloridae. The transcript has 5 exons. Gene Ontology annotation, molecular function: ER lumen protein retrieval receptor activity. Gene Ontology annotation, cellular component: endoplasmic reticulum; membrane; cis-Golgi network. The record is from RefSeq and is a predicted model, not a curated record.
GAGCGCGCUGGCUGGCGGAACCCGCUGGGGGCGCAGCGCGCGGGGCUCGGAGACGCGGGCGCGGCCUGUGAGCACCCAGACGCUCCGGGGACGUGGGCAGUCGCCGGCCUGCCACAAAGUUUCCUAGAAGUUUGCUGGGUGAGGCCGCGGGGCCACUGGGGUGACCAUGAACGUGUUCCGAAUCCUGGGCGACUUGAGCCACCUCCUGGCCAUGAUCUUGCUCCUGGGGAAGAUCUGGAGGUCCAAGUGCUGCGCAGGCAUCUCUGGGAAAAGCCAGAUCCUCUUUGCUCUGGUCUUCACCACCAGGUACCUGGACCUCUUCACCAACUUCAUCUCCAUCUACAACUCAGUUAUGAAGGUGGUUUUCCUCCUCUGUGCCUAUCUCACAGUAUACAUGAUCUAUGGGAAAUUUCGGAAAACAUUUGACAGUGAGAAUGACACGUUCCGCCUGGAGUUUCUCCUGGUCCCAGUUAUUGGCCUCUCCUUCCUUGAGAACUACAAUUUCACCCCCCUGGAGAUCCUCUGGACUUUCUCCAUCUACCUGGAAUCCGUGGCCAUCCUGCCUCAGCUCUUCAUGAUCAGCAAGACUGGAGAGGCCGAGACCAUUACUACUCACUACCUGUUCUUUCUGGGCUUGUACCGGGCACUCUACUUAGCUAACUGGAUCCGCCGGUAUCAGACAGAGAAUUUCUACGACCAAAUUGCAGUGGUGUCUGGAGUAGUCCAAACCAUCUUCUAUUGUGACUUCUUCUACUUGUACAUUACCAAAGUCCUUAAAGGAAAGAAGUUAAGUCUUCCAAUGCCAAUUUGAGGGCUCUCAGUGAUGUCCUACACCUCAACA